Molecule: messenger RNA, 1499 nt
Organism: Aplosporella prunicola CBS 121167
Lineage: Eukaryota; Fungi; Ascomycota; Dothideomycetes; Botryosphaeriales; Aplosporellaceae
Exons: 6
Coding region: 38-1381 (447 amino acids)
Molecular function (GO): oxidoreductase activity; FMN binding
Source: RefSeq, a predicted model, not a curated record
ACCCAUCAAAGACACGGCAUAUUGUCAACCACCAAAGAUGGCACCGCCAAGAUACGAAUCCGCCGAUGUUGAUCCUGCCCCUCUGGGCAAGCCGCUCAGGUUUGAAUUUUCAGGCAAGACGGCGCCAAACCGAUUUCUCAAGGGCGCCAUGACGGAGCGGCUCUCCUCCUGGGACCCCAAGAAGUUCGAGGUCAGGGGUGUUCCCUCCAAAGAACUGGUGAAUGUAUACAGGCGUUGGGGAGAGGGGGAAUAUGGCGUACUUCUGACCGGCAACAUUAUGAUUGAGUAUGACCAGCUUGAGGCUGCUGGUAACCCCAUCAUCCCUAGGACAGCUGAGUUCUCUGGAGAGCGCUUCGAGGCUUUCAAGCAGAUGGCCACCGAAGGAAAGAAGCAUGGCUCUUUGAUGGUCGGCCAAGUGAGCCAUCCAGGAAGGCAAUGCGAGAACAAGAUUCAGCCGAACCCGGUAUCUGCAUCUGAUGUCCAAUUGCAGGGCAAUGUCAUGGGGAUGAACUUCAACAAGCCACAUGCCGCGAGCCAAGAGGAGAUUGACAGAAUUGUCGAUGGUUUUGCUCAUGCUGCUGAAUACUUGGAGAAGGCCGGUUAUGAUGGAAUCCAGCUACAUGGAGCCCACGGCUACCUUUUGGCGCAAUUUCUUUCACCAACCACUAACAAACGUACUGAUAAAUAUGGCGGUUCUUUGGAGAACCGGGCGCGGCUGAUUAUCGAAAUCGGCCAAGAGAUCCACAAGAGGACCAGCCAGAGCUUUGUCGUUGGUAUCAAACUCAAUUCUGUGGAGUUCCAAGAGAAGGGAUUUGAACCAGAGGAGGCCAAGACGCUCUGCGCACUCUUGGAGGAGCACAAGUUUGACUUCGUCGAACUUUCUGGUGGUACUUACGAGCAACUCGCGUUUGUUCACAAGAGGGAAUCUUCCAAGAAGCGUGAGGCAUUCUUUAUGGAGUUUGCUGAUUUGAUCGCCCCUGUCCUUUCGAAGACAAAGACGUAUGUCACGGGCGGUUUCAAGACCGCUGGUGCAAUGGUAGAUGCCCUCAAAUCAGUUGACGGUAUUGGCAUUGCCCGUCCAACUACUCAGGAACCUCGCUUCGUCAAGGAGCUUCUGGAGGGCAAAUUCAAGGGCGCCAUCCACCAGCGAGUUGAUCCGGAGAAUUUCGGUGUAACCAAUGUCGUCGCCGGUACUCAGAUCCGCCAGAUUGGGAAGGAUCAGGAACCGAUUGACAUGAGCUCUGAAGAAAACGAGAAGGCCUUUAUGAAAGACAUGGGUGAAUGGGCAGAGAUGAUGGCCAAAGAUUCCGAGAAGCUGAAGUACGGUUACAUUGACCUGACUAGUUCAUCCCCAGUCCCUUACGGAACCCCUUCAGUUUAAAGAAUAGGUCAAGCAAAGCGAUGACUUACGCGGUAUAUUAGGAUAGAGUCCAAAAUGUUUUACAUUAGCUGCACAGAUGAUAGUAAUGAACUUAUACUCCUGAAGGAGCAUCAUAGCC